UUUAAUUAUAACUGAAUGUGCUUUAAUCAAUCCCCAGCCAAAUUGCUGUUCCGCGUGGAAGGCGUGCGAGGCGUGUUCUUUGGUGCCGAUUUCGUCACCAUCUCGAAACAGGAGGGUGCCGAGUGGAGCCUAAUUAAGCCUGAGGUGUUUGCCGUCAUAAUGGAUUUCUUUGCUAGUGGCUUGCCCGUCCUUCAGAACGCCGAGCCCAAUGCGGACACCGAAAUCCUCGAAGACGACGACGAGACGGUCAUGAUGAUCAAGGAGCUGCUCGAUACGCGCAUCCGUCCCACCGUCCAGGAAGAUGGCGGCGACAUCGUCUUCAUGGGUUACGAGGGUGGAGUCGUCAAGCUUAAGAUGCAGGGAUCCUGCUCUUCCUGUCCCAGCUCCAUUGUCACUUUAAAAAACGGCGUGCAAAAUAUGCUGCAGUUCUACAUACCGGAGGUGGAGUCGGUGGAGCAGGUCUUCGACGACGCGGACCGGAUGGUGGACAGCGAGUUUGAGCGCUUUGAGAAGAAUCUCAAGACGCUCAAGCAGCAGGAGCCAACUAGCGGCGUUCCUAAUUAGAAGGACUCAUUGUCUUUUCUCCUGUUUGCGUUGCUAUUUCUCUAGUUGUAUACAUAAUGUACAUGUAGUUGAUUGUUUAAAUAAAUUUACGGCUUUAAGCUUAACUUGUAAUGUA
This is a messenger RNA of Drosophila suzukii, 679 nucleotides long. RefSeq names its product NFU1 iron-sulfur cluster scaffold homolog, mitochondrial. The record is from RefSeq and is a predicted model, not a curated record. Gene Ontology annotation, biological process: iron-sulfur cluster assembly. Gene Ontology annotation, molecular function: 4 iron, 4 sulfur cluster binding; iron ion binding. Lineage: Eukaryota; Metazoa; Arthropoda; Insecta; Diptera; Drosophilidae. Gene Ontology annotation, cellular component: mitochondrion.